AUGUCCCAGCAAAAAUACUAUGCCGUCAAGGCGGGUCACAAACCGGGUAUCUACUAUGGAUGGAAUGACUGCCUGGCUCAAAUAACGGGAUUCAAGGGAGCAAUCUUCCAAUCUUUCCCCUCACAAGAAGCAGCCAACGCGUUUUUGAAUGGUACCAAGCCCCCAGUCGAAUCGCAGAGCUCGGAGAACACACGAUUCUAUGGAAUCCAAAGGGGCCGGGUUACUGGGGUAUACACAGACUGGACAACAGCACAGGAGCAGAUUCGUGGGUUUCCGCGACCUCGAUAUCGCAAGUUCUCCACCCGUGAAGAGGCAGAGGAGUUUGUACGGGAAGGACAAACGCAGCCACCAGUCGGGUUCGGCGUGGCAACCGGGCCUCAUGGGUUAACGACCGAAAAACCGAAAGACGCAGAAGGGGUCGAAUUUGCGCCAGGCGAAGGCCCAUUGCCGAAAGGAGCAGAAGAUGGGUUUGACCCCAACGUCAUUUUAGACCCAGCCACUGGCAAAGUGGUGUACAAGACCGCCCCCCCAGAUGGCAGCGACAAAGACACAAUCAACAGGUAUUCCAGGGAUGCUCCGGAUCUACACCGAUGGGAGUUCAUUAAGGAAUGGUACUCCACUAGCAUCGGCCGGGGUAGGGGUAUACUUUGGGCCUGGCGAUUCAAGCGUGCUGAAUUGACCGCGAUCCUUCGGGCGAUUGAUAUUGCACCUCGGCACCGAGAUGUAACCAUAAUCACCGACAGUCGAUAUUCGAUUGACUGUGUUACUGUAUGGUUUAUCAACUGGCGUCGCAACAAUUGGAUGACCCGGGACAAGAAGCCGGUUGAGAACAAGGACCUGGUGGAAUCGAUUUUGGUCAAAAUCGAGGAACGCAAUGACCUUAAGGUGAAGACCUUGUUUGAAUGGGUUAAAGGUCAUAAUAAAGACCCGGGCAAUGAAGAGGCCGAUAAAUUAGCCGUUGAUGGAGCCCAAAGGGGAGUGACUGCUAAGGCAGAGGCACUACAUGUGGCCCAAGAGGUGCCGGAUGAAUUGUUUGAUGAAGAUUUUUAG
Molecule: messenger RNA, 1050 nt
Organism: Penicillium mononematosum
Lineage: Eukaryota; Fungi; Ascomycota; Eurotiomycetes; Eurotiales; Aspergillaceae
Product: RNA-DNA hybrid ribonuclease
Exons: 3
Coding region: 1-1050 (349 amino acids)
Biological process (GO): DNA replication, removal of RNA primer
Molecular function (GO): RNA-DNA hybrid ribonuclease activity; nucleic acid binding; magnesium ion binding
Source: RefSeq, a predicted model, not a curated record